Molecule: messenger RNA, 570 nt
Organism: Penicillium arizonense
Lineage: Eukaryota; Fungi; Ascomycota; Eurotiomycetes; Eurotiales; Aspergillaceae
Exons: 3
Coding region: 1-570 (189 amino acids)
Biological process (GO): transmembrane transport
Cellular component (GO): membrane
Molecular function (GO): transmembrane transporter activity
Source: RefSeq, a predicted model, not a curated record
AUGAGCAUGUCUAGCUCGUCGCCGGAUCUCGGUCAUCACCGCGAUGGCGAGAAUGCCCCGUUCCUCCCAACGCAGACAAGUGACCCGCUCGCACCGGAUCAAUCCGAGUAUAGCGAAGGUUCAGACUCGGAAUGGUCGAAAGGCACUCGUCUUCGGCUGUUGAUCACAUUGAUCGUGAUAUUGUUAUCUUUUGAGAUUGGUGGCCAGAUGAUUCCCGGUCCUAUGGUGCGGGUGAUCGAGACCAUCGCUUGCGAUAAAUACUGGCGUCGCCACAACCCAGCUCGGCUGCCAUUGACAGGUCAUCUUCCUGAACACUUGUGUAAAAUAACAGCAGUGCAGACAGAAGUUGCCACUGUCAAAGGAUAUUCCGACCUGUUCGAGGGCUUAUUAUGUGCUAUCUGCUCCAUCCCAUAUGGAAUCCUGGCAGAUAGAUAUGGUCGCCGGCGAGCUAUCCGCCUCACUAUUCCUGGAUUUGUACUCAACGCACUAAUCACCAACUCCGUCUUGUGGUUCUCUGAUGCGCUGCCUCUCCGGGCUAUCUGGCUUGCCUCUUUCAGUUGGAUCCACUGA